Molecule: messenger RNA, 565 nt
Organism: Plectropomus leopardus (leopard coralgrouper)
Lineage: Eukaryota; Metazoa; Chordata; Actinopteri; Perciformes; Serranidae
Source: RefSeq, a predicted model, not a curated record
UCGACAUUAGAAGAUUUCUUAGAGGCAAUCUGAUUGUAUUUUGUGUCAGUUUGGCACAAACACGAAUACAAGGCCUGAUUUUGUUACACUACAUCGCUAGAUGGGUUUUAUAACGUCUACGCUGGCUGACAUCUGUUUUCUACGUACUCGACGAUCCUGCAGGAUCCAUCAUGGGGAAAUCUAAACAAGUAGGAAACCACAAAAGUGACAAGAAGAAGAACAUUUCAAAGACAUGGAAGACAAAGCGCAGGACUAAAGACCUGGACCAGAUCCACUCGGACAUGAAGCCUGAGACAGCGGCCAAGCUGCUGCACCAGGAGGUGGACUACGAUGUGACAGGCUGUGCUCAACACUACUGCUUACACUGCGCGAGAUAUUUCGUGGAUAUGAGAUCCUUGAAAGAGCACUUCAAAAGUAAAGUGCACAAAAAACGGCUGAAGCAGCUCAGAGAGGAGCCCUACACCCAGGCAGAGGCAGAGAGAGCAGCAGGGAUGGGCUCCUACAUCCCUCCAAAAAAGGUUGAAGUGAAGACACAGCCUGUGGAAGAGGACAUGGACUGAGAGAU